AUGGAUAAAAAGAAUGAAGAAUUCAAUAGUAUUCUUAGUAAGUUAAUUUUGGAAUUCAGUUAAUUUACUUAAGAGAUAUUUGAGUAGGAAUAGAAUAAUUAAUAAGCUUGGAUUGAAUCCCAAUUCAAAAUGACUUAGUCAUUAAAUAUAGUCUUUGAAUGUUGUAUAUCAAGACAGAAGGUGAAAAUACCUGUAAAUAUAUAGUUUAAAGUAUUAGGUUUCAUUUACUUAAUGUAUCAAAAAUAAAAAACAUUUUUAUGAUUAUUUUGAUUUAGAAUAGUUGAUAGUUUAUCUUGGUAUAUUAAACAAUAAGAAAAAGUAGUUUUAAUGUCCUUCUUGCUAAGAUUAAAUUAAAUUACCAUAAAAAACUAAUAUUUUAGAUAUUUUAAAAGAAAUUCUUCGACCUCAUAUUUUUAUAUAUAAUUUAAGAAAUUAGGUAGGUAUUUAUCCUAAAGAUAUUAUUUACUAUCACAAAUAAAAAUUAAUAAUACCAUUUUAUAAAGGGAAAUAUUAAACUUAUUUUAAUUAACAUUAUCAUUAAGAUAAUUUUGGGAUUGAACCAAUACUUCUUUAACAACCAAGAGAAGAAAAUUAAUUUUUUUCAAUAGCAAAUAAACUUAAUGAUUAUACUGGUUGUGAUUUUGUGAAUGUUUGUCUAAUAUCAUAGAUAAGAGUAAAUAUACCUGUAAGAGGUACAGAAUGUGUUCAUUAUGAAUCAUAUGAUUUAAUAGCUUUACAUAAACAUUUAUUUGAAUCAGAAUCUAAAAUGAUGAAUUGUACAAUGACAGGUUGUAAAUCAUUAUUUGAUUUGAGAAUUCCAGAAUCAUUUUAAAUAGAUUAUUAAUUAUUGUAAGCAGGAAGAGAAGGAUUAAGUUUUUCAAUAAAUUUUACUUAUUUGCCAAAUAUAAAAAAGUUAAGUGAGAUGUUAUAUUAUAAAUAAAGAGAUGAAUUCAUAAUAUCAUAUAAAGAAGUGAAAUCUUUAGAUGUUAAUUUAGAAUAUUUAAAUAAAAUGUAUGAAAUAGCUGAAUCUAUAUUUGUUAAUAAUGAAAAUAAUAAAAAGUAAACUGAAUUAUUUUUAAAAUUAUCAAAUAUAUCAAUUCCAAAUAAUGAUGAUUUAUUAGUAAUAUGUCCAAUAACUAAAUAUGGUAUAGAAUUACCAGCUAGAUGUAGAAAUUGUAAAGGUUUAAAAGUGACAGAUUUACGUUAUUUAGUUUGUAUAUUGAAUUAAGUUAAAAAUGAAUAAGAUAUUGAUGGAGUAAAAAAAGUACAAAAAGAAUGUCCACUUUGUAAUUCACCAUUCUCUGCUUAAGUUAAACCUCCACUUAAAUUUAUUGAUUAGAUUUAUAUUGAUGUUAAAUUGAUGAAAUUUUUCUUAUAAGCUCCAUUUUAUUAAAGAACUGUAUAAGGAUAUAAAUAGUUUUUAUUCUAAUAAUAACAAAAUGAUAAAUAAAUAUCAGGAUAAAUACAAAUAUUCAAAAAUUUAGAAUAAAAAAAUUGGGAAUAUGCAAAAAAUAUAUUUAUGUAUAAAUUCAGUUUACAUGUAAUUUUAUACAUAAUAAUCUUAGUGUAUAUUAACAGGAAAAAGAAUAUAAAUACCACUAAGAUGCAUUAAAUGUAAAAAUCAUUAUGAUUGUUUUGAUAAAGAAUCACUUGAAGAAUUCUAAUUAAAGAAAGGAAAUUUGGAAUCUAUUUAUUGUCCUAAAUGUAAUGAAAAAAUAGAAUCCUUUACAAAUUUCUAUAUUGAUUAAUAAUUAUAUGAAAUCCUUUAAAAUUUCUCAAAAGACACUCAAACUCAUGAUUAUGCACUAAUACAAAUAGGGUCUAAAAAAUUAACACUUGUCUGA
This is a messenger RNA of Paramecium primaurelia, 1844 nucleotides long. The record is from the annotation of a GenBank genome assembly. Lineage: Eukaryota; Ciliophora; Oligohymenophorea; Peniculida; Parameciidae.